This is a messenger RNA of Folsomia candida, 2128 nucleotides long. Its product is annotated as kynurenine--oxoglutarate transaminase 3. Gene Ontology annotation, cellular component: mitochondrion; cytoplasm. NCBI's taxonomy places the organism in Eukaryota, Metazoa, Arthropoda, Collembola, Entomobryomorpha, Isotomidae. Bases 617 to 1924 code for a protein of 435 amino acids. Gene Ontology annotation, biological process: biosynthetic process. The transcript is spliced from 7 exons. The record is from RefSeq and is a predicted model, not a curated record. Gene Ontology annotation, molecular function: L-kynurenine:2-oxoglutarate transaminase activity; pyridoxal phosphate binding.
CUUACUUACUACGAGUAAGCAUAAUAGAUAUAUGUAUAUUCGAUUUGUGACACUUUUCGUUUAGUCUGUGUGAAGAAAAUUUUGAGAUUUUUGAUUUAACUUGUCCUCAUUGUUAUUCCAUCAUCACGAGUCUGAAAAAUCGAAUCACAUCAAUCAUCAUUUCCUCCAUACUUUUAACUUUAACUCGUCGAACCACAGCUACCACCACCAACAACCAAGCACAUCCAUUCUUGGCUCGUCUUCGUCGACUUUCUCUUCACUUUCCAACUUUCUCCCCGUUUCCUCCCCACCUCGUCCGUCCGUUCGUCCAUCCAUCCACUCGUCUUGCCUUGCACAAUAUUACCAUUCAACGCACAUUGGCAAACGAGGGCAGAGGGAUUUUCUCAUCCUUCCUCUUCCAGUCUCUUCAAGGAGAGAAAGCAACAUUCCGGAUGUAAUAAACCAUAAAUCUUCACAAGAAAGAGUUUGCCGUCGUUCAUACCCUUAAGAAUAAUUUUAGCGACGUACGGAUAGAUGGAUGUAUAGAAAAGUGGGUAUAAACUGGACACAACAAGUCUAAUCUCCAUCAAGUUUUUUUUGUAACAAGCGCGUGCAUUUCAUACGAAUAUUUGCCGUAAUGACAUCCAACGCAGAGCUAAAAAAUGGAAAUGAUAAAUUUCAAGUGGAUUCGAAGUAUCGUGGCCUAGAGAGCAACGUGUGGAUCGAGCUCAAUUCUCUGAACGACGUUCUAGGGAAUUGUGUCAAUCUCGGUCAAGGAUUCCCUGACUUUCAACCUGCACCUGCCAUCGUGGCCGAGUUGGAGAAAGUUUGCAGAUCCGAUCCCAAUUUGUAUGCUUUUCAUCAAUACGCAAGGGCAUAUGGUCAUCCAAGGCUUGUUAAAGCACUUGCUGCGCUAUAUGGGAAACUUUUGGAUAGAAGUAUUGACCCCAUGAAUGAAGUUCUAGUUACCGGGGGUGCUUAUGGAGCGUUAUUUUACACCAUCAUGGCCAAUGUCGGUGCAGGUGACGAGGUGAUCAUAAUUGAGCCGUACUUCGAUUGCUACGAACCAAUGGUACUUCUUGCGGGUGGGACGCCAAGGUACAUUGCUCUAAAGCCAGACGCCGUAAACAGCUCGGCGUCGUCGGCAUCCUGGUGCCUUGACAUGGAUGAACUAGGGAAAUUGUUCAACUCAAAGACGAAAGCCAUCAUCCUCAACACGCCCAAUAACCCAUUGGGCAAAAUGUUCAGUAGAGAAGAACUAACGGCUAUCGCAGAUCUCUGCAAGAAAUUCAAUGUGCUUGUAAUUUCGGACGAAGUUUAUGAGUGGCUCGUUUAUGACCAUAAUUCACAUAUUCGAAUUGCAUCUCUGCCUGGCAUGUGGGAGCGAACUGUGACCAUUGGCUCAGCAGGAAAGACCUUUAGCUUAACGGGAUGGAAACUAGGUUGGGCGUAUGGUCCCCAUCACCUAAUACGGAAUUUGCAAAUUGCCCAUCAAAACUGUACCUACAUGUGUCAAACUCCAGAACAAGAGGCCGUAGCUGCUGCACUAGAAGUUGAGAUAGGACGUCUUGGGACCGAGCAGUCUCACUUUCAGAAAUUGACAAAGGAAUUGGUCGGCAAGCGGGAUGAGAUGGUAAAAGCAAUUCGAGACGCUGGAAUGGUCCCCGUGGUGCCGCAAGGGGGAUACUUCAUCCUCGUCGACUGGACCCCAAUAGAGUCAACAGUCGACCUCGAGAGUGAGACGGAUCAAUGCGAAGAUAUAAGAUUCGUAAAAUGGUUGGCAAAGAAAAAACAGCUCUUGGGGAUACCUCCAUCUGCCUUCUAUUCUGCAGAACAUAAACAUUUCGCAAGAAAUUACAUUCGUUUCAACUUUUAUAAGAAGACUGAGACCUUGGAGAAAGCAAAGGAAAUUUUGAAACUGCUCCAGGCUCCCAACCAGAAAUAAUGCACACAAACUUUUACCUUUAUUUGGGUCACCAAACAAAUCUGAACUCCUUUUAAACAAUGAAAAUUGCAACUUGGAGGGCAUGCUUGCUUUUAUUUACUUAAUGGGCUAAUGAGACCCACUAAUUUGUUCUAAUUUACUUUUAUUGUAAACUAACUGCGUAUAUGUCUUGUGACAAAUUAAUAAAUUAUUCGAAAUACCUUA